CAAUAGCAGCAGGGGAUUAUUGAUCAGAAGAAUGGAAGAAGAGACCAAAGCUACCGAGCGGCAGGGCAUCGGAUCCAUCCUCGGGUCCGAACCCGAGAGACCCAAGACGGCCGCUUCCUUGCGAAGGACUCUCUCCGCCGACAUGUCCUCCAAGAAAUGGUUGGGGCGUCACGGGCUCUCUCUCUUGAAGAAGAUCCCUUCCUCUGAAUCAUUCCCUGUUCCCUCCUCCUCUGUCGACUCUGAUUCCUCUUCGUCUUCUUCGUCUUCGGCUUCAGAAGGUGAAGGAGAUGACUGGAGCUCAAUAGUCCAAUCGAAGGACGAAGAGCAACAGAAGAAGGAAGACCUUGAAAGGCCCAGGCUUUCAGAUAUUUGGGGUUCGAUUCUGUCCCAAAAGACAGACGAUUUAUCGAAAUCUUCGUCAGCACCCUACAUUCACCCACUCGUGAAAAGAUCGAAGAGCUCGUUGAGUCAGAAGAGUCUCGAGAUCUGCACUGAGAGUCUUGGGUCAGAGACGGGUUCUGAAGGCUUCUCCUCCUACCCACCAUCGGAAACUGGCGAUUUCGAAGAGAAAUUAACAGAAAAACAACAGAGCGCCAAAGAAACAGAGGAGUUGUCAUCAACGACUGCUACUCUAGUGAAAGAAAAGGAGGAAUUUGGAGCCGAAAGCUACAAUUAUUUUUCUGCGACCAGGAAAUCACCCCCUCGAUCAUUCCCUCCUCCGUUACCGUCGCUUUCUCGACGAGAAGGACCGGGCGUCCUUAUGCGAUCGCAUCGCAGAGACGGUCGUUUGGUACUUGAAGCCGUUCCUGUUUCUACUUACAAUUACUUCCAUGCCGAACGCCAAGGCGGUCGCCUUCUCCUCAGUUACAUCAACAAACCCUCUGCAGAACUAAUGGAAUCCGACGACGACGAAGACGAAGAAGAAGAAGUGGAAGAAGAGUUAGAAUUAGAAGAGGACUUAUUUGAUGAAUUUCAAGGACUAGAGGAAGAAGAGGAGACUGAGAAGACUGAGAAAGUGGAGAAGGUUGAAAGAGAGAAUAAUGGAGUCCAAAUCGAAGGAAUUUUGACAGAGGUAGGGAAGGGUAGUCAACCAACACUGAUGGUUACAUGUGAGGUGAUUAAUUUGCAAGGGUCAGCCGCCCUUUUGACAAAAAAGAACCCAAUUUGGUCUCUCUCUCACAAGAAGAAUGUCAUCCACGAGGAGGAGGAGGAGGAGGAAGAGCUAAUGCAGCUGCCACAGUCGCUGCCAUGUCGGGUGCGUCACUUGAUGCCAUCGCCCGCAGCAGCGGCUGCCUCUUUCAAUGCUUACGACUACUUCUGGAGGCCAAAGCCCACAGCUGCCGCGGCAGCCAUGCAUCCACUGACCCAGCAACUACCACCACCACCCAUCAUCGACAACAACAAUUACUACAGUUACUAUUACCCCAAUAAACACAAUAACGAGAUAGUGAUAUCAAAUUCCAAGGGGAUUCUUAACCCUCAAGAGCAGCAGAAACAGAUGCUAAUCUUGGGAGGGAACGAAGCAGAUUGCUUAGUUCCUCAGAUUAGGGGAGGUUGCAAGGAUUCUAGAAGCAGGUCACUGUUCAUAUGGCAACCCACCCGUUGCAUUGCCACCUCUUAACCCCCAUCAUCCACGUGUUUAUUUCUUCUCUCAUAUAGUUUUUUGGA
Messenger RNA from Telopea speciosissima, 1668 nucleotides. Its product is annotated as protein FAF-like, chloroplastic. Bases 32 to 1621 code for a protein of 529 amino acids. The transcript has 2 exons. Lineage: Eukaryota; Viridiplantae; Streptophyta; Magnoliopsida; Proteales; Proteaceae. The record is from RefSeq and is a predicted model, not a curated record.